AGCUGCCAAACCCCGGAAGCAGGAAUAUCGAACCAGGCACUACUAGCAGAUCGCCGAGUACGGUCGACCUAUAAAAUAACAUAACUUUAUAAACGCGAAAAGGUCAUUAAAUGUUCUUCGUUUUUUAGCUUGCAGUGGUGCAAAUAUACGUCAAACUUUUAAACAUUACUCUCUUGACUGUAAUAAUUGUCGCAGAAAUCUGCAUUUGACGAUAAACUUUCUAAGCACGUUGCCAAGCAACGGAAAGUUAAAACUUAACGGCAUUUGGACUCAGUUACAGUUUGUCCACAAAGAAUGCUCUUCAUUUGAUGUAUGACGCUAAACCGGUCUGGUGAAUGUAACCACUAACCACAAUAAGCAUUCUUAACAUGAAAAUGAGCCACCAAUCCUGCAAAAGCUUUCCACAUAAACACAACUUGCCGAAGAUAUCCAAUGACCACCAUAGUAUCAAAGCCAAGUCUUCAUGUCAUGCAGCCAGUGCUAUCCACAACUGCAAAUCAUUGUGCAGUAGCAGCAUGAACACAGAUGUGCAUUGCAACUUAUCACAUAAAGUAAGGCGUCUUAAAACCAGGAAGGAGAGGAAUCAGAUUCGAGGUCAAGAGAGAAACAAGUCUCACACAUACCAUCAGCUCAGCAGAACAGGAGGCGGUGAGAAAGCACAGUGCUGCAACAUCCAUCCACUGUUUUGUUCAAGAAAAGAGAGGACAUUCGCUAAGCCAUUCAUUCCCCAGAAGCCAAGCAUCAUAACUGAAGGGCGCCUUACGUCCAUCCGAGGCCUUUUCAGCCAUGAGGUUAGGUCCAUAGAUAUUGAGAGGUUGGUGAGCGAGCAAAUAAAGAGAGAUAAGCAGAGAAAAGAGCAAAGAAAACCGUCUAUGGCACACAUUUCAUCACCACAAUCUCCCUCAGUACCUGAUUCAGACCAGGACUGCACUCUCAAUGAAGUACAGGAACCCCUCCAGGAACAAGAAAACAAUACGCCACCACAAGUGAAGAGGAAGAAAAGUUCAAGAAAAGAGCUUAUUGGAAAAAACAGUGGUAUUCAGACUAAUAGAGGAGUCGCAGGACCUAUGGGAUUAUCUAGAGAAGAUGGAAAGUAUGUCAGAAAUGCCAACGCCAGGAAAGAAGAUACUAAUAGUAAAACAAGACAAGAAAGUCCAAGUAGCCCAAGAGAAACUGAACAUAUGGUUUUGUCAUCCUUAGAAAAUGAACCAGUUCAUCAGUUAUGCUCAACUCCAGUUGAAACUAAUAUGAAUAAGUCUGAUAUUUCAGAAACAUGCACUCUCAAGCCCCAUAAUGAAGGAAACCAAGAAAAUGCUUUAAUGAAUAUUCAGAGAUUUGAGAAAACAAACGUGGAAGUUCCGCAAAUGUUGGAAAAUCCGCAAACGUUAACCUCUCUGUCUGAACUGGACUCUGGGUCUGGUCAAUUAGCAGAUAAUGUCAAGCAGAGGGAGCAAAUGUCAUUGUCUUGUAGGGAAGCAGUGAAAAGGUUGGCAACACGUUUGUGCCAGGCUUCAGAGCUCCAUGUGCCAAGCCAUCGGCGUCCCCUGCUGGCCGAGUGUAGAGAGACGCUAAUGCAGACUUUACAAAAGAGACACAGUUUCCAGUUAGAGCACAACCUGCAUAGGCUACUUUCAUUCUUGAAUGGGAAGCAAAUGGCCUCUCAGCUUAGCUCAGGACAGAGACAUGAAGAUUGUUCAUCUUUUAGCCAUGCAGUGGAGAACAAGGAUAGGUGUUACAGCAGGAACAUGGAUAUUUGGACAGACAGUGCCAUGCAGCAUGAUUACUUAACAGAAGAAGUUAAGAUGGACUUGGACAGAGGAGUUUCAACCAAGAAACAUUGGGUACAAGAGUGGAACACCUUUUCCCCUUCAUUCUCUCUAGAAGAACCACUACAAUCACACACAGACAUGUCUUUGCAGUUUGGCCAGUGGAGGGCAGCUGAAUUUUCUCAGGAUUGCUUCAUAGCUCAGAAUAAUCCCAGCAGAGACCUCUUUAACCAGAGCCAGACCUUUACCCAGCAUGCCGCCCCUAUACUCAGAGCCCCCACCUGGCUUGAUCAUCCGGUGAACUCCUUUUCCCAGCAGCGGUCACUGAGCACAGGAGAGAGUUUGAAAAGUGUACAUUUUGAUCGCUCCAGAAUCUCUCAACAGUGCACAGAAGAAACAGAUCAUAAUUUUAUAUAUGAGAGCAGAAAACAAGAAACAAACAAACCAUCUUUUGGAGGAUCCAGAUUCUGGUCCCAUCAGCAGCAAGUUCAGGAUGAAAGAGAAAGAUGGGCUCCCUUGCCAUUCUCAGCAUCCUAUCUUUCAGAGGGCUUUCAGUACGAGCCCUUUGUUCGGUGUCCACAUCCAUAUAGCACACAGCGCAGGUCAGACCAUCUUGGUAUGACACACUGUCCCAGGUCAAUUACACCAUUUUAUCCACCCCUUUACCUAUAGAAAAGGCUGUUUGCCAUGGUUAGUCUCAUCUAAUCAUCAUUGGUGAUGAUAUGGUCCAACUAUGCAUACAUCUUACCGUCUUUGUACGAGUAACUUUUUUUCUUUUUUCUUUUUUUUUGCAUUACAGAUUUACCUUUUUAUAUUUACAAAAAUUGAAAGACCAUCACCUCUACAUGUGAUUUGAAUUUGAGAGUUCAGUGUGCUUACAUUAUGAUUUCUCUAAUAUGUUCGUAUAUACUGGUAACACAUGUAGUAAGAGUGAAAAGAACUUUUUAAGAUCAAAUAACUCUGUGCUGUAUAAAUAUCAAAAGCCCUGCACAAUAAGCUUCUUUUGUUCUCCUGCAUUAAUAGAGUAAAUGUUUAUUGUUUACUGUCUUUAUUUAUUUUAUUUAUUAAUUUAGUCAUAGGCUUUUUUUCCCUUAGAUACAGUAUACUGUAAAAUAAGCUGCAUGUGAUUUUGUUAUAUCCUUUUAAUAAAGCAGUACAAAAUUUA
Molecule: messenger RNA, 2931 nt
Organism: Megalobrama amblycephala (Wuchang bream)
Lineage: Eukaryota; Metazoa; Chordata; Actinopteri; Cypriniformes; Xenocyprididae
Exons: 5
Coding region: 369-2438 (689 amino acids)
Source: RefSeq, a predicted model, not a curated record